GCUUCAGGCACACUAAUGGGGGAGGCUUCCACCUGCAGACUAAGGAGCUGCUAGUGGACCAGGAUGACAACAUCAACAUGAAUAUGCCGCCGUUUGAGACCAAAGUCUUGAUUAUCCAGCGCGCUUGGCGUGACUUUCUCCAAAGACAGGAAGCAGACAAGAGGAGCCCCUCCCCAUCUUCGCUCUCUUCAUCGGACAAGAUGAGCACAUCCAUCAGCAUGGCCACCCUCUCCGACGGCAGCACCCCAGAUUACCGGGAGGAUGGUAUGGACCUGGGGAGUGACGCGUCCAGUCGCUCGAGCUCAGAGUCCAACUCCAACAAAGUUACUCCCUGCUCCCCUUCUCCUGACCUGGCCACACUAGAUGACUACAAAUCAUCCCCUUCUCUGGACCUUGUCACCCUUGAGGACUAUGAGGAGGAUGAGGACUACCAAGAGUACAAGAAGAAGGUGAUGGAGGAGUGGGAGAGCGAGUACGGCGAUAACUGCGCUUCUCCGCAGGUGCCAGGUCAGGAGGAAAUUGGAGGUGGCACAGUGAGGCCCGACGAGGUCAGCGAGGUUUACAGGAAGAGCAGUCGCAGUCUCGCCGAAGAAUUGCAGGAUAUAAAGACUGUUCCACCCCUCUCGGCCCCCAGCAGAUGCACCGCUGCCACCGUCGCUGCGCCUGAGGAACUUAAACAGAACGGGAAUCUCAUUUUGCCUCGAAACAGCCUGCUCAACCCCACUGGUACACAGCAGGGGGGACUCACAGGGACUCCCAAGCCUAGGCAACACAGGUUCAGUCAAGGUAGGGGGGGAGGAGGAGGAGGAGGAGGAGGAGGAGGAGGAGGAGGCAGUGUUGGGACUCUGGGCCGUAUGGGGGGUUACAGAGAAGAGGAGAGUGUAGAAGAAGAGACUCUUCCCACCAUGGACUGGGCAGCCUUGGAGAGGCAUCUGGCAGGGCUUCAGUCCCGAGAGCAGGAGAACCAAAACCUCAAUUACAACCAGAACCACAACGUAGGCAAGACCGGCUACACCUCAGCCCAAAAGAAUGAGAGGGAGUCUAUUCGGCAGAAGUUGGCCCUGGGCAGUUUCUUCGACGAUGGACCGGGCAUCUACACCAGCUGCAGCAAGAGCGGCAAGCCCAGCCUGUCGUCACGGCUGCAGAGCGGCAUGAACCUGCAGAUCUGUUUCGUUAACGACAGCGGCAGCGACAAGGACAGCGAUGCGGACGACAGCAAGACGGAGACCAGUCUGGACACGCCCCUGUCCCCCGUGUCCAAGCAGAGCUCGUCCUACUCGGACCGGGACACCACGGAGGACGACUCCGAGUCCCUGGAGGACAUGGACUUCCUGAGUCGACAGAAGAAGCUCCAGGCAGAGGCCAAGCUGGCGCUGGCCAUGGCAAAGCCCAUGGCCAAGAUGCAGGUGGAGGUGGAGAAACAGAACCGCAAAAAGUCGCCCGUGGUUGACCUGCUCCCACACAUGCCUCACAUCAGCGAAUGUCUCAUGAAAAGAAGCCUGAAGCCCACCGACCUGAGGGACAUGACGCUGGGACAGCUUCAGGUUAUCGUCAACGAUCUGCACUCCCAGAUCGAGAGUCUGAACGAGGAGUUAGUACAGCUGCUAGUGGUUCGAGAUGAGCUCCACAUGGAACAAGAUGCCAUGCUGGUCGACAUCGAGGAUCUCACCAGGCAUGCCGAGAGCCAGCAGAAACAUUUGGCUGAGAAGACCUUAUCCAAAUAAGAUGCAGCCCCCUCCAACCUCCACUGUUCUCCCCGUCUUGCUCCACCUUCGCCACCUACUGCCCAGACCAAACGAAGCCCUCCACCACACCAUCCCCCUCCAUCUUGAUCCAAGUUUGCCCGCUCGUCUCAUCCGCUGCUUACCCGCCUCGCCCACCCGCUUUCCCUUCCCGACCUCCUCAAAUCUCCAGCACGAAGGACCGCUGCCAUCUUUCAUCCGCUUGCGUGGCUUAAUCUUGGGUGGAGCGCGUCCUCCCUCCCCGGGGAAGGAGGAGACCAAAGGGAUUGCGUAUUAUCAUGGAUUCUGUCCCAGCUUCCUGUGCAGUGAUCGGCCUCGCUUCGCUCUCGUUUCCUUACAACUUUCUACAUCCGCCACUAAAUUAUGACUGUCAAAUGCAAAAAUUGUGGGGAAAAAAAAAAGAGUCGAGUCCUAGUGAAAACUUUAGCAGAAAGUCUUUUAAGAUGAAAACAAUGAAAAAAGAAAACAACAUUGUAUUAAAAAGAAGAAAAAAAGAUGGCUAAUUAUCUUCGGAGCAUUUUAAGUUGGACUGUAAAGUAUUUGAACCUGUUUUUAUUCUGCACAAAUGGUAGUUUUCAACUGAGAAAUGUUUAUUUGAAGGUGCUAAGAGUGUCGAGGAAAACAUGCCUGCCUUGUAGUGGAGUCGUAGCUUUUGGUAAAAUACGUUCACUCGAAUUGCUCUUCAACAUUUUGUGAAUGUUGACUUUUUUUUCGGACACAAGUCAUUUUCCAAAAGAAUCGCUGUGUUCAUAUGGUUUUCAUUCUACUGUGUUCAGAAACUUUAUUUGAGGGAAGAAAGAUGUAAAUGUACAGAUAUGUAAAAUAAAGA
Messenger RNA from Syngnathoides biaculeatus (alligator pipefish), 2571 nucleotides. It is a transcript of the gene schip1, whose product is annotated as schwannomin interacting protein 1. The transcript has 11 exons. Gene Ontology annotation, biological process: positive regulation of hippo signaling. Bases 78 to 1724 code for a protein of 548 amino acids. Lineage: Eukaryota; Metazoa; Chordata; Actinopteri; Syngnathiformes; Syngnathidae. Gene Ontology annotation, cellular component: cell junction; plasma membrane. The record is from RefSeq and is a predicted model, not a curated record.